Molecule: messenger RNA, 3327 nt
Organism: Brassica napus (rape)
Lineage: Eukaryota; Viridiplantae; Streptophyta; Magnoliopsida; Brassicales; Brassicaceae
Exons: 3
Coding region: 1604-2956 (450 amino acids)
Source: RefSeq, a predicted model, not a curated record
AGUAUUUUUAUGUACUUUGUAUCCUAUAUCAAAGCUUCAAAUUAUGAAUGUAAAUGUGAGAGAUUUCGUGAUAUAUACUUUAUCCCAAUUAUAUUGUAAUGUGCACCUUCUUUAGAACCAUCUUGUCAUGUGAAAAUGAGUUUUCAAUGUUCCAUCCACGUAACACCAUUUUCUAUCACCCAUUCCUUGAUUUGAUUGAAUAAAAUAAUUUAUCUUUGAAAUUUGAGAGUAUUGAAGUUUUGUUUCUACCCACAAACAUGAUUCUAUUUAUGCGAUAGACAUAUUUGUAACGACCCAAAUUCUUUAAACAAGAAAUUGGUUUUAUUUAUAUAUUUCUUAGACCAAAUAUAUAUUUAAACCGGUGGUUUUCAAUUAUUUAAUUGAAUGAUCAUAUACCUAAUUAUAUAAGUGUAAUUAUAUAAGUGUACGCAUCCGCUUCUUCAUUCAGCUGCCGUCAAUUCCAAGUGAAGAGAGAACUCAGCCAUGUUUCUUCUUAAUCCCUAUUGAUCUCUCUUCCCAAUGUCAUCUCAGUAUUGUGUUGUUUGGAGAUUCUUUUGCACCUUCACCAUCCCACUUCAAGCGUUGUCUACUUGAGCAAAGGCGAGAGGGAGUGAAGACGUACGAACUGGAGCCACCAUCUCAUCAUCACCAACCACCAUUGAUUUGCGCUUCUGGGAGCCUAAAGCCACCAGAAUUGUGUCCCAUAGAACCGGAGAUACUUUUGUGCCCCAGAGAUUUCGUCAUGUCUUAAGCCGAGGAGAAGAGAUGAGCUACAUUGGAUCCAGGGCUGAGGAGUGGUUUUGAGGGAGGAUCCUAGAUCAAUUCAGGAGACUUUAGACUGCGGACCAUAGAUAUUUGGAUAGAUCUCGUUUCCAGGAAUCUGUAGCAACAAACAGAAUCGAGAUCGGAGUUGUACAGCAAAAGUUAUUGGCGUUGCUUCUUGGUCAAGAACAAGCUUAAGCUGUUGCGAUGCAGAGACAGUUCCGACCAGUCUCAGCGUAAAAGGCAAAACGGUCAACCUAAUCAAAAGCUUACAGUCUGGAAUUAGUAAGUAUUUAAUUCUCUUAUCUAUCAUCUCCUGCAAGCGGAUCGUUAUUCCGAGUAAUUUUCUGAGAGUUAUGCUUGUUUUCGUAAGAGGCGUUGGUGCAAUUUGCGUUUACGACCAGCCUGGAGAUGAAGCUACUUUGGUUAAGAAAUUAGUGUCCGAUCGGAGUAAACUUGGUGUCUAUGGAUAUAGGACAUAUAACAUUAUGACCGGAGGGAUCUAAAUGUUAACGGUCAAUUCUUGAGUUAUUCAUCUGUUUUCUCUAUGGUUCAGAUCUGCCAGAAUAUCAUAUUGAACUAAUUUCAGAGAGCUCUGGAGUUGCUUUGUUAGAGCCGUCAAGGUACACUCGGCGUAUCCUCAGGUUUCUUCAGAACCCGUGGCAAAGGCGAAGACAGUAAGAACGUUGUUUGAUUCUUGAAGAGUCCACUUCUUGUUGCCGGAGCACCAUAGGAGCGCCACUAGGAGAAGUAUACGGUCAUUCAUCCCCUCCAGACGAGCCAAGUUGUCGUAUGGUGUUGUUCAACCUAUUUUCGGAUCAAUCUCCAGAUCUUUAACCAGAUGGCUCCAAGAACCAAACGAAAGGCAGUGAAAACUCCGAAGAUCACCUGUGAGAACUACGUGCCUCCGCCAGGCCACAAUGGCCCGGCUUCUUACCCAUGGCCGCAUGUGGGACACGAGGGUCAGCCGAUCGAUCUCAACGACCCAAUGCUCCUCACCUUCAACUACGAAGGGUGGAACAAAGAGUCCGCACAAAGAUACAACACACUCCUCAACACUGAGAUCUUUCCUACUCGAUUCAGUCACACAGAGACCCUCGCUGCUCUUUGGCUUGAUACCGACGUGUUCGAGACGCUCAGUGCCAUGGGAAUUGCUCCCCUCUGCUACCAGACGUACGAACUUUACCCAGACCUCGUCCGUCAAGCUCUCGCCACUGCUCAGAUCAGCUACGAAAACCCUCAAGCGCCAACAUAUGAGACAUGUUCUUUCUCAUUCAUGGCUGACAGCAAGUUCUGCUCUCUUUCGCUUGACCAGCUCAACGAGAUAUACGAGAUCUCGGACGAGCGAAAGGAUGUCGCAGUGGAGAACAAGUUCACUCCAACAGAGAGGUUUUGGGACCUCAUCGCAACCGGUACCGGAUCAUUCGCCUCCCGCAAGGCGUAUCAGUCCCAAAUCAGAAACCCUACGUUGAGGGUAAUUGCUAAGAUGAUCUCCAACCUCCUUUUCGCCAAGGAUCAGACCUCCAAGGUCACCAAAGGAGAACUGCAGAUGUUGUACUCGGGCCUCAAAGAUGAGAUUCGCAGAUCUCGAUCUGGAAUCCCAUUUCAGCCGAUGCAAACUAACUCUGGGUACCAUCUCAUCUGGAUGUUCUACUCGCGCAGAGACUGCCUGCUCCGGAAUGAGAACAAGAAGGAUCGCUGCGGCAGCUUGCUCACUCCGCUGUUUAAGCACUUCAGGAUCAACCUCAGAGCCUACGCGGUUAACUACAACAUCGAGUAUGUGGAUACUCCCUAUCUGAUCUCAUGUCACAUACUUCACGACGAGACCACAUACAGGUUCAUGGAUAAAGAUGGGAACAUGUUGUACUUCAAACUUCCACAAACCCACCUCACGAACUUCAGCUCGAUAGAGAACAUUCGCUUCUUACCUGACCCGGAGUUCUUUUGCGCCGACCCACGAGCACCACCUCCUGAUGACGAGAUGGAUGAGCCAGAGGACAUCACACCAGACGAGGACACCGUUUAUGACCUAGGCCUACUCGAUGAUGACGCAGACGACGCGACAUACCGCCGCUGGAUGGUUGAUUUGCAGCGAAAGAACAACAGACUCAUGAAGAGGAUCCUCAAAGUGAUCACAGGAGGUUGUUUCGGCGGCCAAGAGGCCAGGCCAUUCGCACAUGAGCAGACUCUGUAGCAAUCACAUCACCCGGGCAAGGAAUUGGUUGGAUCUUCCGCAGCAGGAGAGCGUCUACCGCGGAACAGGAGGACAGCUGGUCGCUCCGAGAGCGGGAGUCAGACUGAUCCCGCCUCAUCAUCCUAUCUCAUUGUGUUAUCCAUCUGAACAAUUUAUUUUCCUGCUUUUUAUUUGCUUUUAUUCGGUUUGUUUUAGCCUACCUCGAAUUUAUUUUCACAACCAGGGAUGGUGUGAAGUAAUUCUGGGAGAGGCGAUUGUGUGCAACUAAUCUCCCUUCUCUUUCUUUUGGCUUUUAUGUUUGAGUCAGUCCUUGUGCUUUAUCGAAUCAGUCCAAACUCUUGUGGGAAUUAGGACCCUAUUUUGUGAUGAUC